This is a messenger RNA of Thecamonas trahens ATCC 50062, 443 nucleotides long. RefSeq lists its product as uncharacterized. The coding region runs from base 1 to 279 and encodes 92 amino acids. The record is from RefSeq and is a predicted model, not a curated record. NCBI's taxonomy places the organism in Eukaryota, Apusomonadida, Apusomonadidae. The transcript is spliced from 2 exons.
AUGGUCAAGCUCAAGGCCGAGGCCAAGUCCAAGGCGUUCCGCAUCGCCAAGGAGCAUAUGUCCAAGCCUGCGUCGCACGAGGCUAAGCAAGCGAGGAUGCCGAUUGCCGACAUCGUCGCCUCGUUCAUCGCCAAGGACGACCCCAAGCUCUCGACCUCGACAUCAACUCGGCGCUCGACUCGGCGCUCGCCGGCGCGUUCGCGUCGCGCGACAUGCACGUCCUCGCUCCUCAUGUCGGCGUCGGCCACACCGACCGGCGAGCUCGUCCGUCGCAAGUAGAUCCACAACGUCCACGGCGCCCCGUCAUACCGCUGUGAUCAACUCUGACAUGCUCAACUUCCCGGUCGUCGGGGUCGUCAACGACAAGCUCCAUACCGUUCGCGCCCGCCGCUCCUCCGGGUCGGCGCCGUGUGGCACCUCGCGCACCUCGCCCAUGCUCCAGG